This is a messenger RNA of Aspergillus welwitschiae, 1819 nucleotides long. RefSeq names its product F-box protein. Bases 468 to 1607 code for a protein of 379 amino acids. The record is from RefSeq and is a predicted model, not a curated record. Lineage: Eukaryota; Fungi; Ascomycota; Eurotiomycetes; Eurotiales; Aspergillaceae. The transcript has 2 exons. Gene Ontology annotation, molecular function: protein binding.
GAUUAGCCCUUCAGAGCGUCGCAACCCUGCAUGCUAUAUAUCGCAACGUCUCUGCUCCAGCGCGAAAAAUUAGACGUGAUCCGUAGCAAUAUCGGCCACGGUCUUGCUCUACGAUCAGCGCUAUCAAUCGUCGCGCUCCUCCUGCAGUUUCUCUUCCCUUCGCUGCCAACAAACAGCUCUCUAGACCACCCAAGCCAAUAUAACGAUCCUAAAUUCAACGCUAACACCAAGGGCAUUAGCUUCUUUUAUCUUUUUGACUGGCUCUCCCAAACCUUAUACCUUUAUUGGUUUGUCGUAGCUUACUCCCGCUUCAUCACCCUCUGGGCCGGCCAUGUCGUCGAGGGGACCUUGAUCUGCGGACAAACAGAGUGGGCGACCACGCAGCGCCAAAAAUACGGGCGACAACACUUUACUGGCAGCCAGAAGAUCUUCUGGACGUACCGAAACACUCAGCCAAGUCUUACAAAAUGUCCGACAAGAUUAGCUUAUUACCUCUGGAACUCAUCCUUCACAUACUCUCCUACCUUCCCUUCGAGUCCUUGCUUGCCUUCGGCGAAACAUCUCGCACCAACUAUGAGUCCCAUACCCUCUGUCUUGAAUGUCUACGAUUAGGAGUUUUUGAGAAGCGCAUCCACUCUGUGAUAUCCUUACUCCAGGCUGGCUGGACCACCCCGGAUCAAAUGGCACAGAUUUCCAGUCACAAUAAACAAGCGAACGACUACACAAUAUCCAUCAUCCAACCUGCUAUGAGCCGGCUUGCAAGCGACCUGGACAGCAAGCCUCUGCUAAAAAUCAAAAGCUUGAAAAGACGGUGCCCAGCACUACUCGAAAAAUCCCGGACAUUGGAGCAGAUGACUCGGGAGCAGAACAGGGUUUUUGCCCAAGUGGUGAAUCGGUAUGGUCGAGGCCUCAGGAAACUGGAGUUCAUGGCGUAUGAUCUUGACAGCGAGGGUGCCAUGGCUCUAGCUUCUAAAUGCCAGAAUAUAUUGCAUCAUCUAGCAUUGCGCUUCGAGCAUCCACAUAUUCGGGAUGGCCCCAUCAGACCCAGCACUUGGAUGAAUCCUGCCCCAGGAAGUACGGCAUGGAACAUGUUCCUCGGUAUAGGACGGUACCCGCAAUUCGGCCUUUGCGGGCUACAGACUUUGAUCCUGGAGCGGGCGGGCAUCACUCCGUGGCAGUUGACCAUGCUUGUGAAGAAGAACCCCAAGCUGACUGUUCUCAAACUGAGAACAUGUCGCGGUGCGCAGCCCGAGUUUUUAAACUGGCUAGGUGGAGUGUACUACGAGCCAGAAGAGCUGGGGAGAGAUGAGGACAGUCUAGCUCCUGGUCGGAAUUUGAAAGUGCUGUGGUUGGAAAAUUGCCACCAGGUGCUUGCCCAUCCCAUCGAAAACUAUGAACACCUGCCCGACGAAAUCUGCGACUAUGGUCUUGGAUGGGUUAGAGGUCUGACUAGCUUGCGUUCUCUAUCUUUCAGCGAGAGCGCGAAUAUCCCGCCCGAAUACAUUGACAGAGCUAAUAGUGUGCUUUGGAAAAUACCAGAAGUCAUCUUGCCUUAUUCGGGCCAUGGGGACAAGGCCCCCAUCGAAGUUGAUCCUGGAUUGUUGUAGUCCACACCGGUUGGCUUAUUUUUCUUUUUUUCUUGGAGGGUUGGGGCAUCUUGGUGUUGCUUCUUGCAGGUGACUGGAGAGGGAUUCUCGUUUACUGUGUUUUUGAAGAUAGACCAUUAUGUGCAAACACCUGCAUGUCUGUGCUGAUGCUACAAGAUAAUGUAAAUCAAAUACAUGACAGCACAUGAUAUAUAUGAUAAGGCAAAGCUAGU